AUGGUCCCGAAGUACCAGCCAUCAGUUUUGGAGCAAUGGGCUUAUCAUAAAGAACGGUUCAAAGUCUUGGAUCGUGUUAUCGAACUUGAAAGUACUUAUAUUGACAGUUCGGAUAUCUACGAUGAUAAUGAAGAUUUAUUGGGAAAAUAUUUCAAGAAAUAUCCACAGCAACGGUAUAAGGUAUAUCUUGCAACGAAAUUCGGUGGUGUAUAUUCGCCAGAAAUGAAAACUUUUUCGAUUCGUGGUGAUAAACAAUAUGUUCACGAAGCUUGUGCGAAAAGUUUAUCACGACUCGGUCUCGAUACAAUUGAUCUUUAUUACGUUCAUCGCAUUGAUAAAACUGUUCCAAUUGAAGAAACAAUGGAAGCACUGAAAGAACUUGUGCAUCAAGGAAAAAUCAAAUAUAUUGGCUUAUCGGAAUGUUCAUGCGAGACACUGCGACGCGCAUAUGCUGUUCAUCCAGUUGCCUGUGUCCAGAUUGAAUAUUCACCAUUCAGUUUAGAUAUCGAAAGAGAUGAAAUUGGCCUUUUGAAAACAUGUCGAGAACUUGGCGUAACUAUUGUUUGCUAUUCUCCAUUAGGCCGCGGAAUGUUAACUGGACAAAUCAAAAGUCCCGAUGAUUUUGCAGCAGAUGAUUUCCGACGGAUCUUACCACGUAGCGAUUGCAAAGAAGGUUGCACAUCAGGUCAAUUAACAUUAGCAUGGAUUCUUGCGCAGGGAGAAGAUUUUAUCGUCAUCCCGGGUGCAAGCAAAAUCAAAAAUUUGGAAGAGAACGUCGCAGCUGUUCGAGUUCAAUUGAACAAAGCAGAACUCGCCGAAAUCCGAGAAGCUUGCAAAAAAGCCGAUGUGAUUGGGGACCGUUAUCCGGCAUUCGCCAUGGACUCUCUCUUUAGUGACUCGGCUCCGAAAAAGAAUUGA
This is a messenger RNA of Adineta ricciae, 918 nucleotides long. The record is from the annotation of a GenBank genome assembly. Lineage: Eukaryota; Metazoa; Rotifera; Eurotatoria; Adinetida; Adinetidae.